Molecule: messenger RNA, 2311 nt
Organism: Oncorhynchus masou masou (cherry salmon)
Lineage: Eukaryota; Metazoa; Chordata; Actinopteri; Salmoniformes; Salmonidae
Product: potassium channel subfamily K member 13-like
Exons: 5
Coding region: 1049-2311 (420 amino acids)
Biological process (GO): stabilization of membrane potential; potassium ion transmembrane transport
Cellular component (GO): plasma membrane
Molecular function (GO): potassium ion leak channel activity; outward rectifier potassium channel activity
Source: RefSeq, a predicted model, not a curated record
UCCCCCCGUGUGGUUCUGGGAUUUUUGCUCACCGUUCUUGUGAUCAUUUUGACCCCACGGGGUGAGAUAUUGCGUGGAGCCCCAGAUCGAGGGAGAUUAUCAGUGGUCUUGUAUGUCUUCCAUUUCCUAAUAAUUGCUCCCACCGUUGAUUUCUUCAAACCAAGCUGCAUACCUAUUGCAGAUUCAGUCUUCCCAGCCAGGUGCAGGUCUACAAUUUUGUUUCUGGUGUACUUUGACAGCUCUUUGGUCUUGGCCAUAGUGGAGUUUGGAGUGUGACUGUUUGAGCUUGUGGACAGGUGUCUUUUAUACUGAUAACAAGUUCAAACAGGUGCCAUUAAUACAGGUAACGAAUGGAGGACAGAGGAGCCUCUUAAAGAAGAAGCUCUCUGUGAGAGCCAGAAAUCUUGCUUGUUUGUAGGUGACCAAAUACUUAUUUUCCACCAUAAUCUGCAAAUAAAUUCAUUAAAAAUCCUACAAUGUGAUUUUCUGGAUUUUUUUUCUCAUUUUGUCUGUCAUAGUUGAAGUGUACCUAUGAUGACAAUUGCAGGCCUCUCAUCUUUUUAAGUGGGAGAACUUGCACAAUUGGUGGCUGACUAAAUACUUUUUUGCCCCACUUUAAAUAUAAUACAAUCCAUGAGUGCAAAGCUCUUAGAAACUUACCCAGAUAGACUGGGUAAGAAAGACAGCUGUAAUCGCUGCCAAAGGUUCUUCUGCAAAGUAUUGACUCGGAUGUAAAUUGUUAUGUAAAUGAGAUAUUUCUGUAUUUCAUUUUCAAUACAUUUGCUCAAAUUUGUCAUUAUGGGGUAUUGUGUGUAGAUGGGUGAGAAAAUCCCUCGAUUUAAACCAUAUUGAAUUCAGGCUGUAACACAACAAAAUAUGAAAUAAGUCAAGGGGUAUGAAUACUUUCUGAAGUAUCUUCUAGUAGCUUAUGCAAGUAAUAUGAAGUUAUGCUUCCGAUAUUACAUAGACCCAACAGUUCCAACUCUGUUUGUUGAAAUACAUGUACUAUAUAUUAGAAUGAAGAUAAAGAUGAAUCAAAUGUAUUGGUAUGACUUUGUGUAUAUUGAGCAUUACAAUAUUAAGCUGCAGAAACAGGUGUUGUCUCUGUUCCGCCAUCAAUGAGGACAAUGCCCGCUUCUGCCUGCUGGCAGGGCUCAUCUUGCUCUAUCUGCUGUGUGGGGCAGCUGUGUUCUCCGCCCUAGAGCGCCCCUCUGAGCUCCGCGCCCGCCUCCUCUGGGACCAGCAGCUGGCCAACUUUACCCUGAGCCACCGGGUGAGCCUGGGAGCCCUGCACGCGCUGCUGCGCCAGUAUGAAGAGGCCAACGGGGCCGGGAUCAGAGUGGAUGCUCUUAGGCCCCGCUGGGACUUCUCUGGAGCCUUCUACUUUGUCGGCACGGUGGUGUCCACCAUCGGCUUUGGUAUGAACACCCCAGCUACCAUCCCUGGUAAGAUAUUCCUGAUCUUCUACGGCCUCAUCGGCUGUGCCGCCACCAUCCUCUUCUUCAACCUCUUCCUGGAGAGGAUCAUCACCAUGUUGGCCUACAUCAUGCGUUGGUGCCACGAGCGGAGAAUGAGGCGCUCGGGGUUGGGGGCUGUGUCAGGGGCCGAGGAGCCCCGCAGCGAGGAGGACAGUCUGGAGGGCUGGAAGCCCUCUGUCUAUUACGUGAUGCUGAUCCUGGGGGUGGCGUCUGUGCUGAUCGCCUGCAGCGCCUCCUCUCUGUACUGCUCUAUGGAGGACUGGAGCUACAUGGACUCCCUGUACUUCUGCUUCGUGGCCUUCAGCACCAUUGGCUUCGGGGACCUGGUGAGCAGCCAAAGGGAGCACUAUGAGGCCCAGGAAGCCUAUCGCCUGGGCAACUGCCUCUUCAUCCUCAUGGGCGUGUGCUGCAUCUACUCGCUCUUCAACGUCAUCUCCAUCAUCAUCAAACAGACUCUCAACUGGAUCCUGGCCCGGCUGGCUUGUCCAGGCCGACGCUGUCCCUGCUCGUGCCCUAAGAGAGGCCUCCUUCCCACAGGUCGACAUCGCUACACGGACGCCUCGGUGGAGACAGUGUGCGACAGCGAGACGGACGCCGGAGCGGGGGUGGACGGGGUAGCUGGUGGCCGGCGUCUCUCUGGGGAAAUGAUUUCGGUGAAUGACUUCACAGCGUCCAAUAAGGUGUCUUUGGCACUGCUGCAGAAGCAGCUGUGUGAGACAGCCCAGCAGGGCCCCAGGCAGAGCCACGUUCCUCGCCACAAUGGCUUCUCUGGGGGGGUGGGUGCAUUCGCCAUUAUGAACAACCGCCUGCAGGAGACCAGUGUGGACAGGUAG